UAGCAGGCACCCUCUCCCGCAUUCCUUCUUCAGUCUUGUUUUGACCAUCGCGUAGAGUAGACCUACACACAGUAUGCUCCCUGUGAUAUUACUAGCUCUCACACUCUGUGGAGCUAAAGGAAGUAAAGUUAGAAAUAUUUACUGGAAUAUAACAACAGCAGGAGAUUCCCCUGUACCUAGAACUGUACUAGUCAACGAGGGAAACCUACCAACCGAAUAUGACCAGGUUAACCUCAUCUGCCCGGUGUACAAACCGGGCACACCGGUCACAGAGCAGCAUAUCAUCUACAGUGUGGAGAAGGAUGAAUUUGACUCAUGUCGUGUCACGAGUCCUAGACCUAGGAUAGUUGCUGUGUGUAAUCAGCCGCAAACCUUUAUGUACUUCACCAUUACGUUCAGGAGCUUCACCCCCACCCCAGGAGGGCUGGAGUUCAGGCCAGGCAGGGAUUACUACUUCAUCUCUACCUCCAAUACCAAGGAUAUUCAUCGAAGGGUCGGAGGCUGGUGUGCCUCUCAUAAUAUGAAAAUGAUCUUUAGGGUUGCGGAGAAUAGAAAAACGGAGGAAACCUCUCCAACUCCCAAACCCCGACAGAUCCCUACUCCAGCAGCAUUCUGGAGUAAAUACUGGGACUCCAGGGUACCCGGAGAAGAGGAGAACUAUAUUCAUACCCGUUCCUUCCAUCAAACCGCCGAGGAUACAUACUUUAAGGAUGAGAACCUCAUCUAUCAUCCUCGGAGGAUGGAUAAAUCAGUGGAUAUAACUAUUACAGCAAGUGCUCUUAGUUCGGGUUCAACUCAGUUCUCUAGGUUUACAGUUCUAAACAUAGUGUUCCUAUCAGCGCUUAUAUCUCUGUUCUAAAAGCGGAGAGAUUUAAUGAACAUUUGCAACCUGAACCCUCAGCGCCCUGUAAUCAGAUAGCGUCGUAUUCAUUCUGUUCCACAAACCAUUAAACCUUGUACAUUAUCUGUAUAUAAAUCUGAAUUGCAAGAAAUACAAGAAUUCUAAAUUUAA
Eurytemora carolleeae is the source of this 1012-nucleotide messenger RNA. RefSeq names its product ephrin-B1. Gene Ontology annotation, cellular component: plasma membrane. Lineage: Eukaryota; Metazoa; Arthropoda; Copepoda; Calanoida; Temoridae. The record is from RefSeq and is a predicted model, not a curated record. The coding region runs from base 74 to 859 and encodes 261 amino acids. Gene Ontology annotation, molecular function: ephrin receptor binding. The transcript has a single exon. Gene Ontology annotation, biological process: axon guidance; ephrin receptor signaling pathway.